Molecule: messenger RNA, 1464 nt
Organism: Panicum hallii
Lineage: Eukaryota; Viridiplantae; Streptophyta; Magnoliopsida; Poales; Poaceae
Product: cytosolic sulfotransferase 5-like
Exons: 1
Coding region: 126-1223 (365 amino acids)
Biological process (GO): sulfation
Cellular component (GO): cytoplasm
Molecular function (GO): sulfotransferase activity
Source: RefSeq, a predicted model, not a curated record
UGCGUCUGAGAUGCUCUCCCUCGUGCCUGUACGAGGCACCAGUAUAAUGCUCCACUCCACUGUUCUUGGCUCAGUCAUCUGACACACACACAAAAAAAAAUCUGUGUACUACGUUGUAGGUAAGCAUGGCAACGCAUCCAAAAGAGCACCAGGAGAGGAUGGCUGCCGGGAAGGGCGACGAGUCCACCCCGACACACGGCGGCGUCGUCCUCCCGGCCAACUUCGCCGAGGUCGUGGCCUCCCUUCCCCAAGGGCCACAGUGCUCGAUGUUUCCUUCCCUCCGCCAGUACCGCGGGUUCUGGCUCCCGGAGAUCAGCCUGCUGAGCCUCCCCGAGGUCCACGCCCGCUUCUCGCUGAGCCCGACGGACGUCCUCGUCGCGAGCUUCCCCAAGUGCGGCACCACCUGGCUCAAGUCCCUGUGCUUCGCCACCGCGCGCCGGUCCUCGCACCCGCCGCUCGACGGCGGGCACCCGCUCCUCCGCCGCAACGCCCACGACUGCGUCAGGAACAUCGACACCCUCCGGUUCCUGCAAGGCGGCGACGAAGACGACGGCGAGGCGCCGCGCCUCCUCGGGACGCACCUGCCCUACUCCCUGCUCCCGGCGCGCGCCACGGCGGGUGACGGCUCCGGGUGCCGGAUCGUGUACGUCAUCCGGGACCCCAAGGACACGCUGGUCUCCCUCUGGCACUUCAACUCCGGCGUGGUGAUGACGACGGCAGGCGGCGGCGACGACGCCAAGCAGGGCGCGCCGCGGCCGGAGAAAGCCAAGUUCGAGGAGGCGUUCGAGCUCUUCUGCCAGGGCCGCUACGGGCUGGGCCCGCAGUGGGAGCACGCCCGCGAGUACUGGGAGGCGAGCAGGCGGCGGCCCGGCAGCGUGCUGUGCCUCAGGUACGAGGAGAUGCUGCGGGACCCGGCGGGCAACCUGCGGAGGAUCGCGGCGUUCAUGGGGUGCCCGUUCUCGGAGGCGGAGGAGGAGGCCGGCGUGGUGCGCGCCAUCCUCGAGCUGUGCGGCAUGGAGAAGCAGCGGAGCCUGGCGGUGAACAGGAGCGGGGCCUACGUGGUCAGGGGCCUGCUGACCAUCGGCAACCAGCAUUUCUUCAGGAAAGGGGUGGCGGGGGACUGGAGGAACCACAUGACGCCGGAUAUGGCGGCGAGGCUGGACGGCGUCGUCGAGGAGGCGCUCGAGGGGUCAGGAUUUUCCUUUGGCGACACAAGCAGCUAAGGCACGUGUGGCUCUGAAUAAUCAUGCCGUGCAUUUCGGUUUGGCCAUCAGCAUGGUGUGUUAAAGCAAAUCUAUGGCCUACGAGUUGUUUGUUCAGCAGAUGCUGUUGUGUGGCAUCUGUGCUGUUUCUGUUUUUUUCCUUUGUUUUGUGUCUUUGUGAUUUUACUUCUUCUAAUAAAAUUCUCGGCAAAUCUCUUGCCGUAGAGAAGUAAAUCUAUGGUCAAUAUCAACCGUUUGCUUA